AUGGCCAACAUCACAUUGAAGUCAUUCUGUCCGCUCUUAGAGGAGAUGAUCCAGCUUCCAAGUCACAGCAACUCUAGCAUCCGCUAUAUUGACCAUGUGUCAGUGCUGCUGCAUGGGCUGGCUGCGCUCCUGGGUCUGGUGGAGAACGGACUCAUCCUGUUUGUGGUGGGCUGUCGCAUGCGUCAGACGGUGGUCACCACCUGGGUGCUGCACCUGGCGCUGUCUGACUUGCUAGCCUCCGCCUCCCUGCCCUUCUUCACCUACUUCCUGGCGGUGGGCCACUCGUGGGAGCUGGGUACCACCUUCUGCAAGUUUCACUCCUCGAUCUUCUUUCUCAACAUGUUUGCCAGCGGCUUCCUGCUCAGCGCCAUCAGCCUGGACCGCUGCCUGCAGGUGGUGCGGCCGGUGUGGGCACAGAAUCACCGCACGGUGGCGGUUGCGCACAGAGUCUGCCUGAUGCUCUGGGCUCUGGCGGUGCUCAACACAGUACCCUAUUUCGUGUUCCGGGACACCAUCCCGAGGCUGGACGGCCGCAUCAUGUGCUAUUACAACAUGCUGCUCUUGAACCCAGGGCCCGAUCGCGACGCCACGUGUGACUACCGCCAGAAGGCCCUGGCGGUGAGCAAGUUCUUGCUGGCCUUCGUGGUGCCUCUGGCCAUUAUCGCCAUGAGCCACGUGGCCGUGAGCCUACAACUGCGCCACCGCGGCCGCCAGAGGACAGGCCGCUUCGUGCGCCUGGUGGCAGCCAUCGUGGUGGCCUUCGUGCUCUGCUGGGGGCCCUACCAUGUCUUCAGUUUGUUGGAGGCGCGUGCCCAUGCUGUCCCCACGUUAAGGCAGCUCGUCUCACGCGGGCUGCCCUUCGUCACCAGCCUGGCUUUCUUCAACAGCGUUGUCAAUCCGCUGCUUUACGUGCUCACCUGUCCGGACAUGCUGCACAAACUGAAGCGUUCGCUGCGUUCAGUGUUUGAAAGCGUGCUGGUGGAGGACAGCGACUUGAGCGGUGGGCCUGGCAGCCGCCGCCGCCGCGCCUCUUCCACUACCACAGCCUCCACGGUCCUGCUGGCUGGCCGCCUUCCCCGACUGCAUCCUGCCCGGCUGAUUAGCUGGAUGCGGGGUAAUGGUGCAGAGCCCCAGCAGAACGUUCCAGCGCAGGCCCAGAAACAAGGCUCACUGAACCUCGCCCUGAGCUCCACCUCCGAUUAG
Molecule: messenger RNA, 1203 nt
Organism: Microtus oregoni (creeping vole)
Lineage: Eukaryota; Metazoa; Chordata; Mammalia; Rodentia; Cricetidae
Gene: Ptgdr2
Product: prostaglandin D2 receptor 2
Exons: 1
Coding region: 1-1203 (400 amino acids)
Biological process (GO): inflammatory response; complement receptor mediated signaling pathway; positive regulation of cytosolic calcium ion concentration
Cellular component (GO): plasma membrane
Molecular function (GO): G protein-coupled receptor activity; complement receptor activity
Source: RefSeq, a predicted model, not a curated record